Molecule: messenger RNA, 964 nt
Organism: Antrostomus carolinensis (chuck-will's-widow)
Lineage: Eukaryota; Metazoa; Chordata; Aves; Caprimulgiformes; Caprimulgidae
Product: progesterone-induced-blocking factor 1
Exons: 8
Biological process (GO): cilium assembly
Cellular component (GO): microtubule organizing center
Source: RefSeq, a predicted model, not a curated record
GUAUAGACAAAUGCAGCUUGGCACAGAAAGCAAAGUAGCUGAACUUCUUCACCAAAGUAAGUUAAAGUCCUUUGAAAGUGAACAUGUUCAACUCAUGCAACAAGAAACAGCAAAGAAUCUUUCACAGUGUCAAAUGGAAUGUGAGAAAUAUCAGAGAAAGCUGGAGGUGCUUACUAAGGAAUUUUAUAGUCUUCAGUCUUCUAGUGAAGCACGCAUUAUUGAACUUCAGACACAGAAUUCUGAGUUUCAAGCAAGGCUAGAUACUUAUGAAAAACUUGAGAAGGAGCUUGAUGAGAUAAUACUGCAGACAGCAGAAAUGGAAAAUGAAAUUGAAGCUGAAAGGGUUCUCUUCUCAUAUGGGUAUGGUGCUAAUGUUCCUACAACAGCCAAAAGACGACUAAAGCAAAGUGUUCACUUGGCAAGGAGGUUACUGCAGCUAGAAAAGCAAAACUCGUUGCUUGUAAAAGAUCUGGAACAUCAGAAGGAGCAAGUAACACAGAUUUCACAAGAGCUGGACAGAGCAAAUUUUUUGUUGAGUCAAGUACAACAGCCAUACAAAUACCUCAUUGAAACUGUGCAACAGAGAGAUUCUCAAAUAAGUCUACAGAAAGAACGUAUUACACAACUUGAAAAAGAUGUCAGUCUUUUAAAUAAAGAAAAGACAACUUUGCUGCGUGUCAAGAAUCAAAUGGCAGCAGAUUUGGAGAGACUUCUAAAUCACCGUGAGGAACUAGCCACAAUGAAACAGAUUCUAAUUAGUCUGCAUGGUAAACACUAUGAACAAAUUUUACCUCAGUCUCAUAUUGAUGUAAAAAGUGCAACUGCAAAAGACAAAUCAAACCCUUCAGUGAAACUGCUGCCAGAACUUGAGGAAGAAAAUGUGUUUACACCUAAGCCAACGUUAUUUACAAAUAAAGAGGCACCUGCAUGGUACAAGAAACUGCAGAAGAAAACAUCUCCAUAG